UAACACAAACUACGGUGAACGGUUGUUUCGCUGGUGGAGCGAGUCCGUGCGCAGUACAUUCAGAGGAGAAGUGGGCUCGUGUGGCCCAUGCGCACUUGAGUGGACCAGACACGUCGAGUGUGGCCAGGAAUCAAGCAAAUAAGUGGGGACCAACACCAAUCCUAUUGUUGAGCCAGCACGCUUCUUCUGUCUGCGACCACCAAACGCAUGCCUUUUGAAAGAUACCUGCGUCCCAACGAGGAGGAGGACACCGUCGUCUACGACCAUGGCGGCCAGUUCAGUCAUCCAGCAGCAGCGUUCAACAAUGCCAUCCAGUUCCAGAUCCCCCACUUCAUGCUCAAUGGCCCACCCAUCCUUGCCCCCGGUGGUGGUGCAGAAGUCCUCCCUGUUGGCCUCCUAGACAGCCCAGAUUCCCUCGCCUCGUCCUGGCUCACCAACAGCGGCUUUGUACCUUUCCAUACCGCCGCCAAACACCACCAGGCCGACACCGAGCCUACGUCGUCCGACGCCUUCGACCUACUCGCCUAUAACCCGGCGGACGACCAUGUCUCCCUCCAGCCCGCCCCUGGCUUCACUGAGCACCAUCUUCUCCCGGCCCAGCAUGAUCAAGUGGUGCCCUCGUCGUCCUAUCAAGCCCAUCUGCAGCCCUCGCUGUCCCAUUCAUUCGCGGUUGUCCCUCCCCAGAUCAGCCCGCCUCCCACAGCUCCCUUGCCUAUUUCGUCCCCCUCUGCUCUUGCCCUCCCCGUCUACUCGACGUCAGGCUUCGAUCUCCUUUCCAUCCUAGCUCGCGUCACAAACCGUCCAUACCCAACCGUUAAUCUCGGCCCAGUGGAUCUCUCCUGCUCAUUUGCAGUUGCAGACGUACGAAGACACGAUUCCCCCAUCGUAUACGCCUCACCGUCCUUUUAUCGUCUUACCGGCUAUAGCGAGCACGAGGUCAUCGGUCGUAACUGCCGCUUCCUUCAAUCACCAACCGGUCAUGUUGCAAGAGGCGAGCCACGCCAGUCUGCCUUGCGCGAACCCGUCGCCUACAUGCGCAAGGCACUAGCCUCCGGGAAGGAGUGCCAGGCAAGCCUCGUCAACUACAGGAAAGGCGGCCAGCCCUUUAUCAAUCUCGUCACCGUCGUCCCACUCCGUGGGGGCAUCCAUGGCGGGCCCAACGAGGCCGACGACAUCGUAUACCACGUUGGCUUCCAGGUCGACCUCACAGAACAACCGCGCCGUAUCCUCGACAAAGUCCGUGACGGGUCCUACUGCACCACUUACAGUGCAUGGGCCUCCUCGGGCCUUCCGGAAUGCCUCGCCAUUCCUCAACAGACUGCUGGCGCGGGUGCGCUCGUAUUACCCCCUCGUAGUUCAAAGACCUCUCACCUCACAGGCGGUGCUGUUUCCAGAGACCUGCGAAACCUCAUCACAGACAACACCUUCGCAGAUGCCGUCCCCAUAUCUACAUCCGUGAAUAUAUCGGGAACAGUGGCACCCGAUCCUGGCGGCACUACGACUCCUCUAUCAUCUCUAUCCGCACCAGCUUCAAAUUCCGCCCACGUCACCAUGUCUUCUUCCUCUGCUAUCCUGUCAAGCGCUUCAUCUUCCCCUCUCGCACCCAUUUCUCCCGCACUCUCACUCCUGUUGCUCGAGCUCCUCCCUGAUUUUCUGCUUGUUCUCUCCCUCAAGGGCUCUUUUCUCUAUGUCGCGCCAUCGGUUCGUCUUGUUCUCGGCUACGAGCCACAUGAACUGGUGGGCCGCAGCAUCGCUGAUGUCUGCCACCCCGCAGACCUUGUCCCUCUCAUGCGGGAGCUGAAAGAAGGCAGCGUCGGCGUGGGUGGUACGCUCGCCAGUUCUGGGUCAGGAGCCGGUUGCCCUCCUGGGUCGCCUGGGGACAGUACACACCCGCUGGGUAUGCCUAAGCCCGUCGACCUCUUGUUUCGCGCCGCACCCAAGACUCCGGCACAUCCUCUCCCUCCGUUUUCGUCCUCGACGCCAGCCCCUGCUUCGACGACCAACGCAACUACUCCUGAUGCCUCGUCGGAUAUCCCAACAACGUCGGGCACUCCCGAUGCCGAGGGUGCCUCACGAUCCUACAUAUGGCUCGAGUGCCGCGGGCGUCUUCACGUCGAACCCGGAAAGGGUCGCAAGGCGAUUAUACUUUCCGGUCGCGCACGUUGGAUGCCUGCUGUGCGAUGGGAUACCAUCAAGCGUGCAGGGGGUGUGGGCGUUGGCAUUUUGGGCGCCAAUAGUUGUAGCCCGGAACCAAAUCCUCAAGUAGUGCCAGCCGGUCAGGGUUCCAACGCAGCGAGUCUGGCAGAACCCCAGGAAUUUUGGGCAUUGCUUGCACCUGGAGGCACUUUUCUCGUGGCCUCGGGGGGCGUUCGUGAUGUUCUCGGCUGGGGUGUUGGCGAGAUCAUUGGCCGUUCUCUCUGGGGGAUGGUGGCAGAUGGUAUGGCCUCGGGUGUCGCGAUCCGAGCGCAGGUCGAGGCGGAACUUGGGCGUCAGUUUGAGGAAGAGGUGUGUGUGCUUUCACCGGUCGUUGGUGAUCUCAUGUUGUCUUCUCAGGUGAUCGCGGACACAGGUGACCCAAAGUUGACCGUCCUUUCGGUGACGCUCGUCACCCGCAACGGGCAUACGGCCCCUGUGCGUAUAGUCUUCUAUUGCACGCCGCGUGCGCACACCCAUCUACCGGCGGGUGGCCUGGCGAACCCCCGAGGCAGUCCGCUCUGUCCUCUUGUGUGCCAAGUGUCCGUCCUCCCGCCUGGCACGCUCACUGGGAUGGUUUCGGUGUCGAGCUCAUCACGUCAGAGGUCGCCGAGAGACGCAGCGGUUAACAGCGGCGACGCUGGUCCGUUGGUCAUGCAUCCAGGUGACGCGGCUCUUUUCGAAGAGCUUGACACAACACGAGGUUCCAGUUGGCAGUAUGAAUUACAGCAACUCAAGUACGCCAACCAGAGGUUGCACGAGGAGUUGGAAACUCUCGAAGGAAUUAGCACCGGCACCCCCGCCACAGAGAGCGUCCGUGCGGAUGAUGCUGCCAGUGCUUUACCCUCUGUUCCUGUGCCUAUGCUAUCCCCAUCAUCGAACCAAUCACCCUUUCCCCCUAACCCUACCGCCGUUGGCCACAGCUUGUCCGUCCCGCUGAAGCGGGCGUGGAACUCGAACGACCGAGCUAUGUAGGCAAAGACAACGCGGAGAUGAGAGAAUCGGCGGAUGCCUACGACAAUGUUGCUUCGAACUUAGCCGGAGUG
This is a messenger RNA of Pisolithus orientalis, 3239 nucleotides long. RefSeq names its product PAS domain-containing protein. The transcript is spliced from 4 exons. The record is from RefSeq and is a predicted model, not a curated record. Lineage: Eukaryota; Fungi; Basidiomycota; Agaricomycetes; Boletales; Pisolithaceae. Gene Ontology annotation, cellular component: nucleus. Gene Ontology annotation, biological process: regulation of DNA-templated transcription. Bases 208 to 3168 code for a protein of 986 amino acids.